AUGCCGCCUGUGACAGGCCGUCCCAUAGGCAAGACCCCGAGUCCACACCCCAUCAUUCGCCGUACCCGAAGCUGGCGUGGUAUCAUGCAGGUACGCUUCAACGACACGCGUGCAGAUCGCAAUAAAAUAUUGAAACAUGCGCUUUUUUGGGCACCGAUGAGAAUAUUUGGUAUUGGGUUUCUCACGACGACUGCGAUGUACUUCACCAUAGGCCAUGAUCGCUUCAUGCACACGCUGUUUGGCUAUGAGUCGGAGAUGCACUAUGAGGCUCGUGUAAAUCCCGACGCAAGCGUCCUCAUUGGUGAUACAUUACUGGACAAAGAUCGCGGCUGGAAGUCCCCGCUGCGUGAAUUGGAGAUGCCACUGCAUCCUAAGCGUCAGUUUGACGUGAUGCGGGACCCCAAUUCCACUUGA
Molecule: messenger RNA, 414 nt
Organism: Trypanosoma cruzi
Lineage: Eukaryota; Euglenozoa; Kinetoplastea; Trypanosomatida; Trypanosomatidae
Exons: 1
Coding region: 1-414 (137 amino acids)
Source: RefSeq, a predicted model, not a curated record